CUUUGUUAGUUAACGAGCUUUUUUUACUUGGUGACCAAGCAUAAAUGGGCGAUAUAAACCCUAAAGCUUUUCCUUGUGCAAGAUCUGAGCUGAGCGUUGCCAUACUUGACUUAAUAUCACAAGCUUGUAACUACAAACAAUUAAAAAAGGGAGCAAAUGAAGCUACCAAAUGUUUAAAUCGUGAUAUUGCUGAGUUUAUUGUAAUGGCUGCUGACACUGAGCCCUUAGAAGUUUUACUUCAUCUCCCUUUGGUUUGUGAAGAUAAGAACGUUCCCUACGUUUUUGUGCCUUCCAAACAAGCACUUGGACGGGCAAGCGGCGUUUCGCGUCCGGUUAUAGCUGUAGCCGUUUUAAGGAAAGAGGGGAGCCAGUUAACUUCUCAAAUCUUACGCAUAAAACUUGAAAUCGAGAAACUACUUUAUUAA
This is a messenger RNA of Zophobas morio, 425 nucleotides long. RefSeq names its product NHP2-like protein 1. The record is from RefSeq and is a predicted model, not a curated record. The transcript is spliced from 3 exons. Gene Ontology annotation, biological process: maturation of LSU-rRNA; mRNA splicing, via spliceosome; maturation of SSU-rRNA. NCBI's taxonomy places the organism in Eukaryota, Metazoa, Arthropoda, Insecta, Coleoptera, Tenebrionidae. Gene Ontology annotation, molecular function: RNA binding. Gene Ontology annotation, cellular component: precatalytic spliceosome; small-subunit processome; cytosolic large ribosomal subunit. Bases 45 to 425 code for a protein of 126 amino acids.